AUGCUUGGCAAAACCUUUAUGCAGAAAACCACCCGUUCCUUUGGAUCCAGAGCGGUUCCUAAACAAACCCAAUUGUUUAUUGAUGGACAAUGGUGCAAUUCAGUUAAAGGAGGGACUUUCGAGACUAUUGAUCCUUUCACAGAGGAGCCAAUUACUCAAGUCCAGAGAGCAUCUAGAGAGGACGUCGACAAGGCCGUGUUGGCAGCAAGGAUUGCUUUUGAUCACGGACCUUGGAGGAGAAUGAGUGCUACUGAUAGAGGAAAUCUUCUAUACAGACUAGGCGAGUUGGUUGAGAAAAAUGCUGAAGAGUUAGCUUAUCUUGAAGCUUUAGACAAUGGAAAGCCAGUGAGCGUAGCCAAGGCUGCCGAUCUUCCAUUGACUUGGAAUACCUAUAAAUACUAUGGAGGAUGGGCGAACAAGAUCACUGGUGAUACUAUCCCAGCUCCAGGAAACUUCCAUGCUUAUACUAGGAGAGAACCUGUUGGAGUCGCUGCCCAAAUUAUCCCAUGGAAUUUCCCAUUGCUCAUGCAAGCAUGGAAACUAGGACCAGCUCUUGCUGCCGGAUGCACAGUUGUCAUGAAGACUGCCGAGCAAACUCCACUAUCUGCUUUGAAGAUUGCUGAACUUAUUAAGGAAGCUGGAUUCCCAGAUGGAGUUGUCAAUAUCCUUUCAGGAUUUGGGGAAGAUGCAGGAGCAUAUCUAUCCACUCACUCAGAUGUGGAUAAGGUUGCAUUCACAGGAUCCACUGCUGUAGGACUCCAGAUCAUGAGAAAUAGCUCUCUCGGAGGUCUCAAGAGAGUUACCCUUGAAUUAGGAGGAAAGAGCGCCAACAUCAUCUGCGAAGAUGCUGAUGUUGACAUGGCUGUUCAACAAUCUCACCUCGGUCUCUUCUUCAAUCAAGGUCAAUGCUGCAUUGCUGGAUCUAGACUUUUUGUUCAUGAUAAGAUCUAUGAUGAAUUCGCCGAAAAAUCUGCUAAGUUUGCUAGUGAAGCUAAGCUAGGAGACUCCCAAGAUGCCGCUACUACUCAAGGGCCACAAGUAUCCAAGGAGCAACAGGAUACCGUCUGGGGAUACAUUGAGAAAGGAAAGAAAGAAGGAGCCACUCUCUUAGCAGGAGGAGAGAAAUACGAUGGCAAAGGUUACUUUGUAAAACCAACUGUCUUUGCUGACGUUCAAGACGAUAUGACCAUCGCUAAGGAAGAAAUCUUCGGUCCAGUCAUGCAGAUCAUGAAAUUCUCUGACUACGACGAUGUUAUUGAUAGAGCUAAUAGAUCUGAAUAUGGACUAGGAGCUGGAGUUGUUACUAAGGAUAUUGGAAGAGCAUUCCAUCUCACCAAUGGACUCAGAGCUGGAACUGUUUAUGUUAACUGUUACGACGUUUUCGACCCAACUCUUCCAUUCGGUGGAUACAAGAACUCUGGUAUCGGAAGAGAGAAUGGACCACAAGGAUUAGAUAAUUAUUUGGAAACAAAGACUGUGAUAAUGAGUAGACCAGAUGGAUCUCUUCCAUAAUAAGAUUAUUUGAAUAUAAUUAUCUACUGACAAACCAAU
Molecule: messenger RNA, 1551 nt
Organism: Moneuplotes crassus
Lineage: Eukaryota; Ciliophora; Spirotrichea; Euplotida; Euplotidae
Source: the annotation of a GenBank genome assembly